UGUGUGCUGUGUCGCGUCCGGUGGAGAAUAUCUCCUUCGGAGUAUCGUGGUGCGAACGUGUCUAUCGGAUCUCUGUUCACCAUUGAACUCGCGAUCUGCUUGCGAUCGGUAAAGAGAGAGAGAGAGAGAGAGAGAGAGUCGUGGUGACGUUAACUGCGAAUCUCGUCGAAUCGAACAGCGACUUCCAACUUCUCCGUGGAGGAGGUGUGGACACACACGCGCAACGAGUACCGACGAGUACCAACGAGUGGGCCGACGUGAGCCGCCGAACGUUCUGUCUCGUGUCACACCGAAGGAAGUGUCGAUUCGGCGGAAACACCAACAGCCAUGGCCGCGAUGUCCGUGAUCGGGAUUGACUUUGGAAACGAGAGCUGUUACGUAGCCGUGGCCCGUGCCGGCGGCAUCGAGACCAUCGCGAACGACUACAGUCUUCGCAGCACGCCAUCGUGUGUGGCGUUUAGUGGAAAAAACCGAAUACUCGGAGUGGCAGCUAAGAACCAAAUGGUGACCAAUGUAAGGAAUACCAUUCAUGGUUUUAAAAGGUUAUUAGGUAGAAAAUAUAACGAUCCACAAGUUCAAGGCGAGUUGCGAUUUCUUCCAUUUAAAAUAACUUCGCAAGCUGAUGGAAGCAUUGGUAUACAUGUACAAUAUCUGGGAGAAGAGCAUGUUUUUUCACCGGAGCAAAUUACUGCUAUGCUCUUCACAAAAUUGAAAGAUAUUUCUGAAACAGCGCUACAAACUGCUGUUAAUGAUUGUGUCAUAUCAGUUCCUUCAUACUUUACUCAAGCUGAACGUCAAGCUCUGCUUGAUGCUGCUAGGAUUGCAGGCCUUAAUGUUCUAAGAUUAUUUAAUGAGACCACUGCUACUGCUCUUUGUUAUGGUAUUUAUAAGCAAGAUUUGCCAGCGGCAGAGGCGCCUCCUAGAAACAUUGUUUUUGUGGAUUGUGGCAACGCUUCUUUACAAGUGAGCGUUUGUGCCUUUCAUAAAGGCAAACUUAAGAUGUUGGCAAGUACCGCUGAUAGUCAAUUGGGAGGAAGAGAUAUCGACGUUAUUUUGACAGAGCACUUCUGCAAUGAAUUUAAAACACGAUACAACAUUGACGUGCAUACCAAUCCGCGGGCGUACUUAAGAUUAUUAGCAGAAGCUGAGAAACUGAAGAAACAAAUGUCGGCUAAUUCAACCUCUCUUCCUUUAAAUAUUGAAUGUUUUAUGGACGAGAAGGAUGUACACGCUGAUAUGAAGCGUAACGAUAUGGAAGCACUAUGCGCUCAUUUAUUUGAACGUGUUGAGAAAACUCUUAAACAAUGUUUGUCAGAUUCGAAAUUGAAACUAGAAGAUAUUCAUGCGGUCGAGUUGGCAGGAGGAUCGAGCCGCGUCCCUGCUAUCAAACGUUUAGUAGAGGAAAUUUUCGGUCGACCGAUAUCAACGACACUGAAUCAAGACGAAGCAGUUGCUCGUGGUUGCGCGUUGCAGUGCGCUAUGCUCAGCCCUGCUGUGCGUGUCCGUGAAUUUUCUGUUACGGAUUUACAGCCGUAUCCCUUGAAAUUGACAUGGGAUGCGAACCAAGGCGAGGAAGGCGAAAUGGAAGUAUUCGGGUAUAAUCAUCCUGUGCCGUUCUCAAAAAUGUUGACGUUCUAUCGUUCGAGUCCGUUUACGCUAACAGCUAGUUACAGUGUGCUGCCUCCAUGUUAUCCCCAGUCAUAUAUUGGAACGUUCACGAUAAAAAACAUAAAGGCUACACCAGAGGGUGAGUCGGCAAAGGUCAAGGUAAAGGUAAGAGUGAAUUUGAAUGGUAUUUUAACCAUUGCGUCGGCUUCGCUUAUUGAAAAACGUGAGCCGACGCAACAAGAGAAGGAAGAGGAAGAGGCUCAGCAGCAGCAGCAGCAGCAACCACAACAGAAUAAUAUGGAUGUUGAGUCGCAAGCGACAGAUAAAAAAGAUAAAUCUGAUCAGGAUGCACAGGCCAACGAACCACCAGCUCCAGAGGUGAGCAUGGAUAAGACACGACGGAACUCAGAUGCUGAUGAUGGUGGAAAAGGUGCUGGGGGUUCUGCCCCUUCCUACUCCUCCAGGAUUCUCUCUUGGUUCAGCUCGGGAGAUGAUAAAGGCGACGAUAAAAGUAGGAAAAAGAUUCCUAUUCGUACAAUCGAUUUACCUAUUGAAGCUAAUGUUUGUGGAUUAACUCUACGAGAUCUCGAUGCUGCAAUAGAAAAAGAAGGCAAAAUGAUUGCUGAAGAUAAACAGGAAAAAGAACGAGUUGACGCGCGUAAUGCUUUGGAAGAAUAUGUUUAUGAUCUGCGUGCUAAAUUGUCCGACGAGGAUCAAUUAGCUACAUUCAUUACAGAAAUAGAUAAAGAAGCGUUAUGUCGCACAUUGAAUGAUACUGAAGAUUGGCUCUAUGAAGAAGGGGAAGAUUGUCAACGACAAAUUUACUCGGAGCGAUUGACGCGCUUGAAGUCCCAAGGGGAACCAAUAAAGGAAAGAAGAUCAGAAUUUGAAGGAAGAUCGUACGCAUUAGAAGAAUUAGGUGUGGCGUUACAACUGGCUAAAAAAAGUCUAGAUCAAAUAAAAAUGUCAAAUGGAAAGGAUGACAAAUAUUCUCAUUUGACGGAAGAAGAAGUGAAAACAGUUGAGAAAACUGUACAAGAGAAAUGGACAUGGCUGGAGGAGAAACGUAUUCUGCUUGCAAGUACACUUCGCACGCAACAACCACCAGUUACUGUGGCGCAGAUUCGGGCCGAAAAACAAUCAUUGGACAGUGUGGUACUACCUAUUCUUAAUAAGCCUAAACCUAAAGUAGAACCGCCAAAAGAGGAAAAACUGAAAGACAAAUCUGCUGACGAACAGAAAAAUAAUCAAAAUACCCAAAGUAACAAUCACAAUCAAUCCAACCAGCAGCAGCAGCAACAAGCAGAGGAAGAAAAAAUGGAUGUUGAGUAACAGUCACCACAACUCUUAUGUGUUUUUAAUAAUAUUAAAUCUACUAUAAUUGAAAUAGGGAAUAUUUUUCAUUUGGAUAAAUCAUGUUUAUUACAUCUCGAAAACACCUGUCAUGUGAUUUGCACAUCGAUUGUUUUUCUGUUUGUUUUUUUUCUCUAUUUUCUCUGUAACAUCUAUUAAUCUGAUGAAUUGAUCUGUUUAAUGACAUAAAUCGCUCAUUUAUUACAACGACAUAAUCCAAAUUUUUCAUUUUGGAGCUUGCAAACAAAACUAAGAAAAAAGGAAGAAAAUACUUAAAAAAAAACAUUUUUUUCCUCUAUUUUUUAGUUACAUCGAAAUUACAUUUUAAAGUUACAAAUAUUACAGAAUUUUAAUAAAUUAGAACAUUUAAACUUAUUUUCAGGAAAACUUCGUUUUUCUAACUGUGCUGUUAAUGUAACAAAUGAGCGAUAUAUAUCCUACUAUUAUCAGCAUAAACGUAUUGCGCAAAAAUUAAACAAAUAAUGUAAAUUUGUUAAAUUUCUGGACUAUGCGAAAGAAAUAUUCUUUUGUUUAAAAGCAGUUUGUUCUGACAUUUGUAAUAAUUAUUGCAAAUGAAAUUAUAAUCUGAACAAAUUGAAGCAUAAUCAACUCGAAUUAUUGAAGCUUCUUUAUAUAGAAAUUUUUUUUUCUUUUUUGAUUUUUAGUAGGCUUCUAAAUGCACAUAACUGAAUUAUACAGAAUAGAUAUUUAAAAAUGAUUAUGAAAUAAAAUUGCCAGUAGAAAAAAUUAAUAUGUUGCGACUUUUAAUGUAUAGAAUGAGUGCUAAGUUAAGUCUAAUUGACCAAAAUAAAUUGUGAACUUUAGAUAAUUUCGCUGGCGAUCUUAUGUAUUUAAUAAUACAAUUAAUUAUUCAUUCCAACAUUUUCCUCAUGGCCGACAGCAAAUACUCUGUCACAAAUGUUUUUGUUGCAUUUAUGAUACUUAAAUAAAUUAAUAUUUCGCUAACUGAAAUUAUGCUAAGUCUGCUUUAAUUUGGGGACUUAACAUCUACAAAAAUGUUACAAGAAUUUAUUGCAAUUCCUUUUUUUUAAUUUCAAUUGGAUUUGAAUCAUUUUUGUAAAAAUCAUUUCCUAGAGAAUUGUAAUUGAACUAGAUAUAUCAUUGUACAUAAUUUAUAGGCAUCUGCACAAUGACAUAGUAUAUUUCUUUAUCUCUCACGAUAUUUAUAUUGCUAUAUUACUUCACAGCACAUAGAAAAAUUCAUUAUAGCGAAAAUUAUGUUCCUAGAAUAAGCAAGAUAGGCGGUCCAUAUUUCAUUCUUCCGCCUAACUUUAUUUCCACAUUGCUUUUAGCAACUAAGAAUCGCAAAUUAUUACAUAUGUAUAGUAUAGUUACUAUUAACAAGAUGUAAAAAAUGUGAGUGUUAAAAAUACUUCACUUUUUUGAAUGAUAAAAGUUUUCAUCACA
Messenger RNA from Wasmannia auropunctata (little fire ant), 4389 nucleotides. It is a transcript of the gene Hsc70Cb, whose product is annotated as heat shock 70 kDa protein 4L. NCBI's taxonomy places the organism in Eukaryota, Metazoa, Arthropoda, Insecta, Hymenoptera, Formicidae. Gene Ontology annotation, biological process: protein folding. Bases 328 to 2940 code for a protein of 870 amino acids. Gene Ontology annotation, cellular component: cytosol; nucleus. The record is from RefSeq and is a predicted model, not a curated record. The transcript has 12 exons. Gene Ontology annotation, molecular function: ATP-dependent protein folding chaperone; ATP binding.